Oryctolagus cuniculus (rabbit) is the source of this 1187-nucleotide messenger RNA. NCBI's taxonomy places the organism in Eukaryota, Metazoa, Chordata, Mammalia, Lagomorpha, Leporidae. The record is from RefSeq and is a predicted model, not a curated record.
AGGAAGAGUGGACAGUGAGAGAGAAGAGACAGAGAGAAAGGUCUCCCUUUUGCCGUUGGUUCACCCUCCAAUGGCCACCAUGGCCAGUGCGCUGCGGCCGGCGCACCACACUGAUCUGAAGCCAGGAGCAAGUAUCUAGAGGUGCUCUAUGGAAAACAUGGAAAGACAGAUUUAUAAAGCGACCUGCAACAGCCCUUGCACUAAGACCAGAUCAAAUGAUCUCUGAUCAAUUUACAACCAACACCAAGGUUUUGGAAAUUCAACGUAUGUUACAAGAACUCAUAGGUUCUUCAAUGUUCAACAAAAUGGAAAACACUGCAAUCAAAUAUAUCUCAGCAACUAUAUUAAAUCUUUACAAAGCCUUGAGUGCCGUGUGUGAACAAGUCAAUGUUUCUAACAUUGUAAGUGACAGCAUGUUUUUUGAAAAGUAUGAAACAGAAAAAGAACUCUCCAGAAGGAUGAUCUGUGACCUUAGUGAGGAAAACGAGCUGCUGCAACGAAAACUGCAAGAGAAAGAAGAAAACUAUGAGCAGCUAAUUCAAACCACAGUUCGUGCAGGCCAGCAAGAAUAUACAUCAGUGCCCACACCCAGGACCCAUAUCAAGGCUGGGGACAUAGCAGACAGUAUGGACAAUAUUUUAGCCAAGGAAUUGGAAAAUACUUUAUAUAAGUCUCCAACAAAAAAGAUCAAAUCCUCCGAGAUAAAGUGGGGCUCUUCACUUUUAUGUAAAGCCCCAGCUGUACUGACCCCAGAUUGCCAGGACAACAAUACCGUCCACCUGAAGACCAUCAGAAAAUGGGUCCUGGGCCUUUGAAGGGUACUGCUGACUUGAAAACACUGGGGCCAAUGAAACAGCAAGAGGAGAAGAAAGAGGAGAAGCUGCGCAAGGGCCUGAACAGAGAGACAGCUGGAGCUGAACACAAACGCUGCACCCCUCUUCACCGAGUCCUCACCACCUGGAGUGCCUCCCAUUUACCCACAGCCCCACCUAAAAUACAAACCCCUCACUCCUCUGAAAACCCAGGCCCUGAUGACCACUCUGACACCCAGCAGGCCCAGGCCCUAAUGACCACUCUGACUCCCCAGCAGGCCCAGGCCCUGGGUACCACUCUGACCACCCAGCAGGCAGAGGCCCUGAGGACCACUCUUACCCCUCAGCAGGCCCAGACUCUGGGGACCACUCUGA